AUGGUGUGUGUGUGUGUGUGUGUGUGUGUGUGUGUGUGUGUGUGUGUGUGUGUGUGUGUGUGUGUGUGUGUGUCAUCAAAUUGUCAGACGGAAAUCACCCAACUGUUGACAACGACUAUUCUGACCACCAAUGGAUUCUACCAUAAUUCAAGCUUUGCAGCACCCAUCAGCAUGGCCAAGAAGAAGAAGGGAGGUCGCCGGCAGGACGACGACUGGGAUGACGAUAAGGUCCCGGAUCCCGUGGCUGCCGCGGCAGCAGCCGCCGGCAGCAACGACGAUGCUGCUGACACGCCCGCGCCCGCGAAUGCCGGCGGCAAGAAGAAGGGUGGCAAAAAGGGCAAGGGCAAGGGCAAGGGCAAGAAGGGCGAUGAUGAUGACGAGUGGGCCGAGGCAGAAGCCAAGGUUCUGAACAAGGCCGACGAUGCGGCCAAGGACGAGUCUGAGGACGAGCCCGAGGGUGCGGCUACCGCGCCCCCGCGCAAGCAGAAGCAGAAGAAGGGCAAGGGCGGUGGCUUUGGUGCGUUGGUCCUGGACGAUGAGGAUGAGGAUGACAAUGCCAGCGACGCCGGAUCGGAUGCAGGCGAGACGGAGAAGCCUUUGGGCUUGGCUCCCGUGAAAGUCCCCGCGAAGAAGAACAAGGGUGGCAAGAAGGGCAAGGGUGCCAAGGGUAAGAAGUCUGAGCCCGAACCCGAAGAAGAGCCCGAAGAGGAACCUGAAGCAGCCGAAGCAGCCGCCGCCGAUGACGUGGAUGACAACGACAACGCCUAUGACGACGACGGCGAGAACAACGGCGAUGACAAUGCCAGCGAUAACGAUAACGAUGAGGAUGGCGAUGGCGAUAGCGAUGACGACGACGACGACGACGCUUCGGGUCGACGCGGCAAGAAGAAAGAGAAAGUGAGCCGCAAGGCACGCAAGAAAGCCGCUCAACAGGCCAAAUUCCAGGCCGAAAUUGCGGCUCGCGAAGCCGACGGUAACUUUAGCGUUGCGCAGCGUGCCAACGCCAACGAUAACGAUGUUCUGGAAAACGCCACCGAUAUCAACAUUGACGCCUUUAGCAUUGCGGCGCGUGGCAAGGACCUCUUUGUGAACGCCCAGCUUAAGGUUGCUGCUGGCCGCCGCUACGGUCUCAUCGGACCCAACGGUCAUGGCAAGACCACUCUCCUGAAGCACAUUGCCGAACGCAAGCUGCGCUUUCCUGCCAACAUUGAUUGCCUUCUUUGCGAGCAGGAGGUUGCAGCUAAUGACCUUCCUGCCGUUGAAGCCGUCCUAAGCUCUGACGUGCGUCGUACCGAGCUCAUGCAGCGUGAGAAGGAGAUCAACAUUCUCAUCGAAAAGGGAAACACAGAAGAAGCACUCCAAAAAGAGCUCAACGAAGUUUAUGCCGAGCUCGAGGCCAUUGGUGCAGAGGCUGCUGAGGGUCGUGCCCGCAAGAUUUUGGCGGGUCUCGGCUUUAGCGCGGAGAUGCAGGACCGGCCCACCAAGAACUUCUCCGGUGGUUGGCGUAUGCGUGUUUCCCUUGCCCGCGCUCUGUUUAUGGAGCCGACUCUGCUGAUGCUCGACGAGCCCACCAACCAUUUGGACUUGAACGCCGUCAUUUGGCUCGAUCACUACCUGAGCCGUUGGAAAAAGACGUUGCUGAUCGUGUCGCACGACCAAGACUUUUUGGACAACGUGUGUACAGACAUUGUUCAUCUAGAUAACAAGAAGCUUUACUACUAUCGUGGCAACUACACCUCGUUCAAGAAGAUGCACGUGCAGAAGCGCCGCGAACAGGAAAAGGCUUUUGAGAAGCAGCAGAAGGAGCUCAAAAAGCUGAAGCAGUCGGGUGUGACCAAGGCCAAGGCUGAGAGUCAGGCCAAGGCCAAGCAAGACAUGAAAAAGAAGGGCAACAAGAAGAAGGGAGAUGACGAUGAGGAAGAGGAUGGGCCUGAACUUCUCGAGCGCCCCAUGGACUACGUUGUCCGCUUUCACUUUCCCAACCCGCCCGAGUUGGCGCCCCCGAUCCUGGGUAUCCACGAUGUGAGCUUCCGCUAUAAUGAAAAGGCUGAUUGGCUCUUCGAUGGCGUGGACCUGGGUAUCGAUAUGAACUCGCGUAUUGCCAUUGUGGGUAACAACGGCGUCGGCAAAUCGACGCUGUUAAAGCUGUUGACGGGGGAUGUGAAUCCGACGCAAGGCGAGAUCACUCGCAACCACCGUCUUCGCAUUGGCGUGUACAAUCAGCAUUCCGCCGAGCAGCUGGGCAAGGAAGAAAGCCCUUCUGAGCGCCUGCAGCGUCUCUUCAACCUUCCCUAUCAAGAGUGCCGCAAGACAUUGGGCCAGUACGGUCUUGCCUCGCAUGCCCACACCAUCAAGAUGAAGGAUCUGUCCGGUGGUCAAAAGGCCCGAGUGGUGUUUGCCGAGUUGUCACUUUGCGCGCCCGACAUUAUCAUUCUGGACGAACCAACCAACAACCUCGAUAUUGAAUCGAUUGAUGCCCUUGUCAAGGCCAUCAACGAGUAUGAGGGCGGUGUGAUCCUGGUGAGCCACGACGCCCGACUCAUCCUUGAGACAGACUGCGAGCUUUAUGAGUGUGCUAAUCGCGAUUGCCGCCGCAUCGAUGGUGACUUCAACGAUUAUCGUGAUUUGGUCUUGGAGCGCCUCGAAAACGACGACAUUGUCGAGGUCGAAGGUCGCGUUGUCGAUACGGGCAAUCACGCCGAGGAAGAGGAGGAAGAGGAAGAGGAAGAAGAGGUUUUGUUCUGAGUCCUUCCAGCCCCAUCCACUUGGUACCGCCAAGGAUCGAGUGCUUUUUCAAUCUCAUGCAAGCGACACCGACCACCCCACUUUGUUGCGAGAUGGUACACGUCUUGUGCGCGUGUCAGGCAUGACCUGCUUCAAAAACAAAAUGUUUUCCAAUUCAGCGAUGACAAC
Messenger RNA from Monosiga brevicollis MX1, 2913 nucleotides. RefSeq lists its product as uncharacterized. Bases 1 to 2745 code for a protein of 914 amino acids. The transcript is spliced from 17 exons. The record is from RefSeq and is a predicted model, not a curated record. NCBI's taxonomy places the organism in Eukaryota, Choanoflagellata, Craspedida, Salpingoecidae. Gene Ontology annotation, molecular function: ATP hydrolysis activity; ATP binding.